GACGCAAGAAUUUUGAAGUUUUCUUUAAAGAAAGACAAACUCUUGAAAAGCUUAGCAUCAACAAAGUUUCUCAGUUCUUCCAGAAACAUCAACUAAGUUUCUCAAUUUCUGCUGUGGUUGUUGUGGGUUUGGAGGAUCUGAGAUUGAGAGAGAGCAAGAUGGCAACUUUUGGAGGGACAACCCAAAAGUGCAAGGCUUGUGAGAAAACUGUCUACUUCGUUGAAGAGCUUACUGCUGAUAACAAAGUGUAUCAUAAGGCCUGUUUCAGAUGUCACCAUUGCAAGGGUACCCUCAAGCUAAGCAACUAUUGCUCAUUUGAGGGUGUUUUAUAUUGCAAACCUCACUUUGAUCAACUGUUUAAGAGGACUGGCAGCUUGGAUAAAAGUUUUGAAGGAGCUCCAAAAACUGUUAGGGUUGACAGAUCAGCAGACCAGGUCACCAACAGUAGAGUUUUAAGCAUGUUUGCUGGAACUCAAGAAAAAUGUGUUGCAUGUAAGAAAACUGUUUAUCCAAUUGAAAAGGUGCAAGUUGAUGGUGUGCCUUACCACAAGGCCUGUUUCAGGUGCAGCCAUGGGGGCUGUGUGAUUAGCCUGUCAAACUAUGUAACCCAUGAGCAACGUCUCUACUGCAGACAUCACCACAAUCAACUCUUCAAGCAAAAGGGUAACUUCAGCCAGCUUGACAAGCAUGAGCGUGUCAAUGGGGUGACUGAGAACACUGUGGCCUAGAGAUACUGUCAACCGGAAACAUGUCUAUCAUUGGAAUAAGUUUGCAAGCAAAAGCUCAAUGGAACUUUUGAAGAAUACAAGCAGAGCUGUUGGCCAGUUUACAUUUUACAUGGUAAAUAUGUAAUAUGUUAUCUUGCAGGAAUAUUCAGCAUCGUUUUCAGUUUGGUACAGAAGUUUUGUGUGCGAGAUUCUGAAUGAAUAUCAUUUUGAAAUGUCUUUCUCAAUGAAUUAUGUUGAUAUUAAACAAAAUCCUGUUUGGUAUUACAGUUAAUUUAACAAAUAGCUUAUUAACUA
This is a messenger RNA of Rubroshorea leprosula, 1022 nucleotides long. The record is from the annotation of a GenBank genome assembly. NCBI's taxonomy places the organism in Eukaryota, Viridiplantae, Streptophyta, Magnoliopsida, Malvales, Dipterocarpaceae.